Molecule: messenger RNA, 1560 nt
Organism: Anoplophora glabripennis (Asian longhorned beetle)
Lineage: Eukaryota; Metazoa; Arthropoda; Insecta; Coleoptera; Cerambycidae
Product: tektin-3-like
Exons: 8
Coding region: 40-1560 (506 amino acids)
Biological process (GO): cilium movement involved in cell motility; cilium assembly
Cellular component (GO): microtubule cytoskeleton; nucleus
Source: RefSeq, a predicted model, not a curated record
UAUUAAUGUAUUUAAAUCUUUAAUCAAACAAAACUCAAUAUGCCGGAAAAAAACGAAACAGUUUUAUAUUCACAAUUACAGCCAUGGAGCACCGUAGCUGCCUCUCCUUGCUUAGAACAAGUUGCUGGGCCACCAAUCCCAACACGAAUCGGCCAGUAUUAUCAGACACCUCGACCUCACCCGUGGCGACCUACCCUAGGAUACGAAACUGUUUCCAUUACCCCAUUGCCGAGUCAGCAUUCCACAAAUGCGAUAAUCGAUCCAUGCUACACACCUUACGGAAUGGCAACAGAGCCUUUGAAAUUCCCAAACCUGGUUACUGGGUUCGAACGGAAUCCAGCACAUGCUGCUAGAGCUGCUCUGUAUACCCGCUACAGUACCACAACAUGGACCCAAGGCAAUUUAUACAAUUACAACGAAGCUGAUACCAAUCGACACUACUCUGACCGGUUGCGGCAGGAUUUUGUGAGAGUCAUGAGAGAAUUGGAUGAAAAGACAACUCAAGGUCAAAGGGAAUCGGGAAGGAGGCUAGGUGAGAGAAUCACAGACACGACGUUUUGGAGGAACGAAGUACGAGCAGAACUAGAACGGCUGAUCACAGAGUCAGCUCUAUUAACAGAAACUAGACGCAAAAUGCAAAAGUCUAUAGACGACAUCGAAGGUGUCAUCCACAUCGCUCAGGAAUGUUUAUACCACAGGGAGCAGAGACAAGGUCUCGAUCUUGCGCACGAUAACGCCGAACAGGCUCUGUUGAAGGAAAUCGAAGUGUAUCGAAACGCGCAAGAGAAAGCGAAAGCCUUAUACAGCAAAAUCCAGGGCCAGCUACGAAAUAAUAGAGCCGCUCAACACGAACUGGAAACUGACGUUCGAAGUAAGGAGUCUGCUCUGGGCACUGACAAUUUGUGCCAUCAACUGAACAACUUUUCAAAAGGGAUAAAUUACUACGGCGGAAUUGAAAAAUAUGAUCCUACAGUAGCUAAUACGACAACGUGGGCAGAAAACAGCAACAGGAUUGUGCAAAGAUCUCAGUCCGAGAGGCAGAAGUCCUCGCAAAUGCGAUCAGACAUCGAGAAUCUAAUGAACACCCUCUCUCAGGAGAUCUGGGACUCUUGGAGUAACACCAACAACGCUCUUGCACGUAGAGCUGCCGAGAUGCUAGAAGUGAAGAACAAACUACAAAUGCAUUUACACAAGGUACAACAAGAACUAUUCGAUAUGGAAAAGCACAUCGAACUUCUCAAGAAAGCCAUCAUGGAUAAGAGCAACCCCAUGAAAGUGGCGCAUACUAGACUGGAAGCGAGAACCCACAGGAGAAACAUAGAAUUAUGCAGAGAUAUCGCCCAAGACAGAUUAGUUUCGGAAGUUUACGACAUUCAAGACUCCAUUGAAAUAUUACACAAAAAACUUCAAGAAGCAGAAGCGCAACAUCAACAGUUACUCAAGACGAGAGCUAAUCUUGAAACGAACCUGCACGAUAAAGUUAACUCGCUGUUUAUAGACAGGGAGAAAUGUAUAGGUAUGAGACGGGCAUUCCCAAUCACAGCAACAAUUAAAUAUUAA